Messenger RNA from Saccostrea cuccullata (small rock oyster), 674 nucleotides. RefSeq lists its product as uncharacterized. The transcript is spliced from 4 exons. Lineage: Eukaryota; Metazoa; Mollusca; Bivalvia; Ostreida; Ostreidae. The coding region runs from base 279 to 638 and encodes 119 amino acids. The record is from RefSeq and is a predicted model, not a curated record.
AUCGUUUAUUUCUUAAGAUUAUUUAAAGCGUGAAUGACUUUAUAGACUUUAUAUUGAUAACAGGUAUAAUUGUAAGCUUUUUAAACUCCCGUACAGUCUAAAGGUUUCGUAUUUUAACAAGACUCAUAUCAUAUAUAACUUCUUUGGGCUUGUUAUUUAUAGGCCAGAGAUUUGGCGAGGCUAAUGACAAAGAGUACAAACUCGGUAUAAACAUCUUUUUCCUUCCGGUGUGUUUUUACUAAUUUUACACUUAAGUGUCUUGAAUAAGUCUUAAAUUAAUGGAUGCCUCAGAAAUGAAACCUCCUCCAAGGCGCCCCCCUCCUGCGGAAUCAGAAGAUUCCAGCCCGGACAUCUCUCUCCUCUACGUGGGCGCCUUCCUCGUCUUGGCGGCGGUAGUCAUGUUCGCAGUCCUCGUUGUUAUAUAUGUCCGAACACUGAAGAGGAAAACAGAUACAGGAGCAGAAGAGACACCAGGGCACGCUAAGGACAGUGAGGACUAUACAGAAAUGAGCGGGAAAACAUCGCCUAACCCUUACGCCAAUAUGAGUGGUAGACAAUACACUGAUCUUAGAGUCCUCGCCCCCCGGGAUCACGCCUAUACCCCCGUCCAGCCUCCCUACGUAGAAAUCAUCAGCUGAUGUACCAAGUUAUGCAAUAAAUAUUAUAGUACAUGA